UUUGUCUCUGUGAAGUUCGAGAGCGAAAGAGAAGCACGAGGAGUAGGGGCUCGCGCUUGAAGAAGAAAAGAAGAAGCGACGAAGAAAAAACGGAGGCUUUCGAGAAGGUCUUUUGCAUGGAGGUUUUGGGUUCUAGGUUUUAUUUGUAAGGGAAACAGAAAGGGAGGGAGAGAGAGGAGGAGAGAAAGGAGAAGCUUUUCUUCUUUCUUGUAAGUGUGCGUGUGUGUGGGUCGGAGAGACAGAGAGAGAGAGACGAGGGUUCUCUUGGGGUUCAUUCUUCUGGGUUUUAGGGAUUUUGGUCUGAUUAGAAAAGAAACAGAGACCGGAAGAGUGAGGAUUUCGAGGGAAUUCGGUGAGGAUCUUUGGAAGAAUAGAGGUUUCGGGAAAAAGGCCAAGAAGGAGGUGGCAGAAACAGAACCGAGUUUCGGUGGUGUACGAGAACGCUUCAGACUUGUGUCUUGAACUUGGCAUUUCUAUUGGCAAUUUCUCCUCAGCUUCCCUGCUUUAUGUUGUUCUUCCAACGUUUGUUGAUCUGGAUAUAUGGUGGUUUGCACUUAUUAUUCUUUUAGAGGAGACGAUUGCUAUGGGAGUGCUUUUUGCUAAAAUCACUGGAGCUGUGCUUUGCACAGAAGUAAUUGCUGGGGCAGUAUGAUAAGACCUCGCUUUCCUGGCCACUUGUCACCUGAAGCACCAUCCUUUGCAUCUACACAUGCAUUCGGCUCUAAUGGUUUACAAGAUUUGUCUUCAGAGUUCCUGACGAGAGAUAGAAAUUCAUUGCGGUAUGGGGCGUAUGGUUCUGAUGAUUUUACAAAUAUUGGGGUUCUUCCUGAACUUCGUCCUGGUGGAGUAUCAGCAGGCACUAGUUUUACACGUUACUCUGCUCCACCCGAGGAUCCCAGUUUCAUUGGUCAGCGACCAGAUAUUGGAUCUCUCACUAGACAAGGCACUACUUCAGGCAUUUCUGAAGCAGCCACUGAAAAACCCAGCUCAACAAGAAAUGUCGAUGACAUCUCAGUUCGUGCAGGAGAAUCUAACAUUCUGUUUGUUGAUGGGCUCCCGACUGACUGUACGAGGAGAGAAGUAGGGCAUCUUUUCCGUCCAUUUAUCGGCUACAAAGAUAUCAGAGUUAUUCACAAGGAGGCUAGACAUAGUGGAGACAAGGCUAGGGUCUUAUGCUUUGUGGAGUUUGUUGAUGCAAACUGCGCUUUGACUGCAAUGGAAGCUCUGCAAGGUUACAAGUUUGAUGAUAAGAAAGCCGAUUCGCGUGUUUUGAAGAUCCAAUUUGUACAUUUUCCUUUCCAGCUUCCACGUGACGAGGAUGAGCAACCGAGCAAGUCUCGAAGUUCAUGAUUCACUUUUUGAGUUUGGUUAGGCAUCAUCAUUACAUGCUUUCCUAUUCUCAGGAUGAGCAAUUUACCAAGACACAAUGGAUUUGAGCUGUGUAAUGAAAUAAUUAGAUGACCCUGUAGAUUUGGAAGAUUGAGUUUCUUCAUUUUUCUAAUGUUUUGAAUUCUAAAUUGAUGUUGUUAAAAUUGAUUAUGCUCUGAAGACAAUUAGUUUGGUGUAUA
Messenger RNA from Carica papaya (papaya), 1568 nucleotides. Lineage: Eukaryota; Viridiplantae; Streptophyta; Magnoliopsida; Brassicales; Caricaceae. The record is from RefSeq and is a predicted model, not a curated record.